ACACAAAUAUAUUGAAAAUCAGGGACGCGAGAGCAAAACUCCUUUCGUGUUCUUCAAACAAUUGCUUUUAUUCUCUCGGCCUCUCUCAUUCCUCACUCUUUUUCUCUCAGCUAGGGUUUCGAUCUGAAUUUCGGACCAAUUUCAAUGGAAGGCGGAGGCAAUCUAGAGGCAGCGAUAGAGCAAUUGCUGAAUGUGGAGAAGCAGAUGAGGCUGGCCGGUAAUGUGGCCGGCACCAAAAAGGCUGUCACCGACAUUCUUCAGCUUUGCUUUGAAGCGCGAGCCUGGAAGACCCUGGACGAUCAGAUUGUUCUCUUGUCGAAGCGCCGGGGUCAGCUUAAGCAGGCUGUAACUGCAAUGGUGCAGCAAGCAAUGCAGUAUAUAGAUGAGACACCAGAUCUUGAAACUCGUAUAGAGCUCAUUAAAACGCUAAAUAAUGUAUCCGCCGGGAAGAUAUAUGUUGAGAUUGAAAGAGCGCGGUUGAUCAAGAAACUCGCAAAGAUUAAGGAGGAACAGGGUCUUAUAGCUGAAGCUGCGGAUUUGAUGCAAGAAAUUGCGGUGGAAACUUUUGGUGCCAUGGCAAAAACUGAGAAAAUUGCAUUCAUUCUCGAACAAGUACGUCUGUGCUUAGACCGCCAGGAUUUUGUUCGUGCUCAAAUAUUGUCGAGGAAGAUUAGUCCAAGGGUUUUUGAUGCUGAUACUUCAAAAGAAAAGAAGAAGCCUAAAGAAGGUGACAAUGUUGUUGAAGAGGCUCCUGCUGAUAUACCAUCUUUACUGGAGUUGAAGCGGAUCUACUAUGAAUUAAUGAUAAGGUACUAUACCCAUGAUAAUGAUUACCUUGAGAUUUGUCGUUGCUAUAAGGCAAUUUACGACAUUCCGUCGGUCAAAGAAAACCCAGUGCAGUGGACUCCGGUCCUGAGGAAAAUCUGUUGGUACUUAGUUCUCUCGCCACAUGAUCCAAUGCAGUCAAGCCUUCUUAAUUCCACCCUGGAGGAUAAGAAUCUCUCUGAGAUUCCAAAUUUCAGGUUGCUAUUAAAACAACUGGUCACAAUGGAGGUCAUCCAAUGGACAUCUCUUUGGAAUACAUACAAGGAUGAGUUUGAGAAUGAAAAGAGCAUGCUUGGAGGAAAUUUAGGUGACAAAGCAGCGGAAGACCUUAGACAGAGAAUUAUUGAACAUAAUAUUCUUGUUGUUUCAAAGUAUUAUUCAAGGAUCACCUUGAAGAGACUUGCAGAACUGUUGUGCCUCAGUAUCCAGGAAGCUGAGAAGCAUCUUUCGGAGAUGGUUGUGUCCAAGGCACUUGUGGCAAAAAUAGACCGGCCAAUGGGAAUUGUCUGUUUCCAAACAGCAAAGGAUAGCAACGACAUCCUUAACUCGUGGUCAAUGAACUUGGAAAAGCUGCUUGAUCUUGUUGAGAAGAGUUGCCACCAAAUACACAAAGAAACCAUGGUUCACAAAGCUGCUCUGAAAGUGUGAAAAAGAUACUUCGCCAAUUGCUGGUGACUCCGCUGCACGAUCAUGCUUUAUGGGUUGCUCAAAUUAAGCUGUCUUUUCAUGAACUGAAGUGCUCAGAUAGAGAUUGAUUAUCACCUUUGCAGACCGGGUUGAUCAGGCACGCAUUUAUCAGGUUUUUUCUGCACAAGUUAUUUGAUCAGAACUAGGAUACUUGGAUAUGCUUCUGAAACUGAAAGUGAUUUUGUUUGUAUACUACUACCGGCACAUACCUUGCCACUGACUAAUGAUGGGAACCUAAACGCGCUGUUUAUAGCGGUGGAAAAAAAUUGAGUGCCACUUUA
Molecule: messenger RNA, 1793 nt
Organism: Juglans microcarpa x Juglans regia
Lineage: Eukaryota; Viridiplantae; Streptophyta; Magnoliopsida; Fagales; Juglandaceae
Product: 26S proteasome non-ATPase regulatory subunit 12 homolog A
Exons: 12
Coding region: 145-1473 (442 amino acids)
Cellular component (GO): nuclear proteasome complex; cytoplasm; proteasome regulatory particle, lid subcomplex
Source: RefSeq, a predicted model, not a curated record